GGCGCUUGCCCUCGGGACUGGAAGCAUGGAGCUGCCCGAGCUCGUCUGCGUCUUCUUGCUCGCCGCCUGCUGCCACUGUCGCCGCGCCGUGGGUGUGCCAGGAGAGGCAGAGCAGCCUGCACCAGAGGUGUUGGAGGUGGAAGUGGGCAGCACCGCCCUCCUCAAGUGUGGCCCUGCCCGCUCCCAGGACAGCCUCAGCCUGGACUGGUUUUCUGUCCACAAGGAGAAGCCAACACUUAUCUACCGUGUGCGCCAGGGCCAGGGCCAGAGUGAACCUGGGGAGUAUCAGCACCGGCUCAGCCUCCAGGACAAGGGGGCUACCCUGGCCCUGGCACACGUCACCUCUCAUGAUGAGCGCAUCUUCCUGUGCCAGGGCAAGCGCCCACGGUCCCAGGAGCACCGCAUCCAGCUCCAGGUCUACAAAGCUCCGGAGGAGCCAAGCAUCCAGGUCAAUACCUUGGGCAUCUCCGUGAACAGUGAGGAGCCUGAGGAGGUCGCUACCUGUGUGGGGAGGAAUGGGUACCCAGUUCCUCAAGUCACCUGGUACAAGAACCGUCUGCCCCUGAAGGAGGAGAAGAACCGCGUCCACAUCCAGUCAUCCCAGAUCGUGGAGUCAAGUGGUCUGUACACCUUGCAGAGCAUUCUGAAGGCGCGGCUGGUUAAGGAAGACAAAGAUGCCCAAUUUUACUGUGAGCUCAGCUACCGGCUGCCCAGCGGGAAUCACAUGAAGGAAUCUAGGGAGGUCACUGUCCCUGUUUUCUACCCAGCAGAAAAACUGUGGGUGGAAGUGGUGCCCACGGGAAUGCUGAAGGAAGGGGAUCACGUGGAAAUCAGGUGUUUGGCUGAUGGCAACCCCCCACCCCACUUCAUCAUCAGCAAGCAGAACCCCAGCACCAUGGAGAUGGAGGAAAAAGCAACAGACCACGAUGGGCUCCUGGUCUUGGAGCCUGCCCGGAAGGAGCAUAGUGGGCUGUACGAAUGUCAGGGCCUGGACUUGGACACCACGGUAUCGCUGAUGGACCAACAGGAGCUGCUGGUGAACUACGUGUCAGAUGUCCGGGUGAGUCCCACCACCCCCGAGAGCCAUGAGGGCAGCAGCCUCACCUUGACCUGUGAAGCAGAGAGUAACCAAGCCCUUGAGUUUCUCUGGCUGAGAGAAAAGACAGGCAAGGUGUUGGAAAAGGGGCCCGUGCUACUAUUACACAACUUGAAACGGGAGGCAGCGGGAGGCUACCUCUGCAUGGCGUCUGUGCCCAGUGUACCUGGCUUGAACAGCACACAGCUGGUCAAUGUGGCCAUUUAUGGGUCCCCGUGGAUGGCAUCCAAGGAGAGGAAGCUGUGGGUGAAAGAGAAUGAGGUGAUGCGUUUGUCUUGCGAGGCAUCAGGUCAUCCUAGGCCCACCAUCUCCUGGAGUGUCAACGGCACGGCGCAUGAGCAAGACAAAGAUCCGCAGAGCGUCCUGAGCACCCUGAAUGUCCUCGUGACCCCAGACCUGUUGGAGACAGGUGCUGAGUGUGUGGCCUCCAACCCCCUGGGAAGAAACAGCACAGUCAUUCGCCUGGAGCUGGUCAACUUAACUACCCUCCCACCUGACUCCACCGCCACCACUGGCCUCAGCACCUCCACUGCCAGUCCCCAUGCCAGAGCCAACAGCACCUCCGCAGAGAAAAAGCUGCCAGAGCCUGAAAGCAAGGGUGUGGUCAUCGUGGCUGUGAUCGUGUGCAUUCUGGUGCUGGCUGUGCUUGGCGCCGUCCUCUAUUUCUUCUAUAAGAAGGGCAAGCUGCCUUGCGGACGGUCAGGCAAACAAGAGAUCACGCUGCCCCCGCUGCGUAAGAGUGAAAUUGUAGUUGAAGUUAAGUCAGAUAAGCUCCCUGAAGAGAUGGGCCUCCUACAGGGCAGCAACGGUGACAAGAGGGCUCCCGGAGACCAGGGAGAGAAAUACAUCGAUCUGAGGCAUUAGCCCACUUAAUCGCACUGAGCUCCCCACCCUGCUCACCCCGCUCCCCGCACUCAGGAUGGUAGCCAACACCUCUCAAUUGGACUACAGAGAAGACCCUUGCUCCUGUUCACCUGCAGACCCAAUCUCAGAGGUCAAAUGAGUUAGGAUCACAGCCAUCCUGAGGAGCUCACUGGACCCUGAGGGCACCCUUCUGGGAUCAGUCCACCACAGUCUCAAUUUGUUGAGUGAAGCUCAUCCCAACGAGGGGGCCUCAGGACCCAGAAGUGGGCAGGAGUUUCGCACAGAGUAUGUUUUCUCGUUACACGUUACAGAUGUAAAUAGGUCUUCUACCAGCAGCUGAAUCGGGUAGCUUAUCUAGCUGAGCUGGUUUCCUGCCCCAAAGGCUGGCUUCAGUAAUUCCUUUGAAUCACUGAAGAGGCUGUACUUGUCCCUGAGACCUAGAGCCCAGGCCCCUAUUCACUGCUGAGCUGUGUUGCUGACAUGGCUCAGAAGAGUACCCCAGCGUUAUCUAGAAGCAGCUGAGAUGUUGCUGCUGCCACCUUCCUGCCUGCUUCCAUGGGGUCCCUUUUAUGAUCCUCCUUUCCCUGGGCCAAAGCCACAAACCAGUGUCAUUCCUUAAAAGACAUGCUGGGCACAUCCCAUUGUCCCAGCAGUGGUGGUGUUUUCUAGAGUGAAAGUGAUUGAGCCUAAGGCCCCUGCAUUCCUCUGGCUCCCACUGCCCUCUCAAGGGAUUACGUGCAUCUCUGCAAGGUGGGGAGUGGGGCAAAGCUGUGGUCCUGACUGCUUUAUGAAGAGUACAGCUAUGGCUCUGUUCACACCACAUUUCUACAAACAGAACUAAUGGGCGCAGACACUAGGAGGGCCCAAAUGGGAGAAUGGUACUUAGGGAUGAGUAAUGGGCCUGACCAGAGCCUUGGGGUGGGUGGGUGUGUGUGUGUGUAUGUAUGUAUGUAUGUAUGUAUAUAUGGGUUUGUUAGGUGUAAAUUUGCAAAUUGU
Loxodonta africana (African savanna elephant) is the source of this 2956-nucleotide messenger RNA. RefSeq names its product melanoma cell adhesion molecule (gene MCAM). The transcript is spliced from 16 exons. The coding region runs from base 26 to 1960 and encodes 644 amino acids. Gene Ontology annotation, cellular component: plasma membrane. Lineage: Eukaryota; Metazoa; Chordata; Mammalia; Proboscidea; Elephantidae. The record is from RefSeq and is a predicted model, not a curated record. Gene Ontology annotation, molecular function: laminin receptor activity.